This is a messenger RNA of Zingiber officinale, 3127 nucleotides long. RefSeq names its product protein PHOX4-like. The record is from RefSeq and is a predicted model, not a curated record. Gene Ontology annotation, molecular function: protein binding. The coding region runs from base 571 to 2604 and encodes 677 amino acids. The transcript has 3 exons. Lineage: Eukaryota; Viridiplantae; Streptophyta; Magnoliopsida; Zingiberales; Zingiberaceae.
CAACCAUAAGUCGCCAAUUUUGAACGGCCGCGUAUCGUGGAAGGCGUCUUCUACCUCGAAAAGGUGGAGACUUGCGGAGAUUCGAUCGCUCUUGAUUUGGUGGCGAGUCUUGUCAAGGGAGAGAUGGCCGCUUGAGGGCUCAGAUUGCCGAAUUGUAGGUGUACGAAGUAGGGCGGGGGUGAAAUUUCUGAGGCAGGACCGCGAUUCGGAGAAGUUUCUUCGAUUUGUGCCUCAUCUUGUUAAGUUUUGUCGGAAAAGGUUGGAUCUUGCACUGUAAGGCUGAGUCGCUUUUGCUCCCUUUGGAGUUCUGUUUGGAAGCCAACUUCAAUUUCACAUUUCCCCUUUGAUUGGCGGAUCCUUCGGGUGCUUCUGGUAGAAUUUGAAGGGGAAAGUAGGUUUUUUUUUCUGGUUCUCUUGUUAAUUUUUGAGCCUUUGUUCAUCUCGUUAUUAGUUCAAUUCGUUAUUAUUAAAGUUUGUUUCGUUUUGUGUCUCUGUGUGUAUUAUUUGAGAAGCGAAUCAUUUUAGUUGCAAAAGAAGAACUAGGGUUUGAUUGAAGUUGUGGAAAUAAGAAUGGGUAAAUCGGCUGUCAUGAAGAAAUCUUCAGGAGGAAAACAUAGUGAUGCGAAUUCACAGCACAGAAAAUCCAGCGAGAACAGCCCCAGAGUCUUCGACGAGGAUACCACAAUCUUUAUGGACAUGGCUCGUGAUAUGAAAGAGGAGGGCAAUGCACUGUUCCAGAAGAGGGAGUAUGAGAGAGCAUUGCUGAAGUACGAGAAAGCCAUUAAGCUGCUUCCAAAGAACCAUAUUGACAUUGCCAACCUCCACAGCAACAUGGCAGCUUGUUUUAUGCAGAUGACCCCGAAGGAGUACCAACAUGCCAUUAAUGAGUGUAAUCUAGCUCUCGAGGUAUCACCCAAGUACAGUAAGGCACUUCUGAAGAGAGCCAAGUGUUUUGAAGCCUUGAACAUGUUAGAGUUGGCUCAUAGAGAUGUUGAUAUAGUUUUGAGUAUGGAGCCAAACAACCUGACAGCAUUGGAGAUUUUUGAACGUGUGAAAAAGGAAAUGGAGAAAAUAGGUGUUGUGCUUGAUGAGAAGGCAGUUUAUCCACUGCCAGAGUCUCUUACAGUGAAACAAAAAACAAAGAAGAAGAAGAAAAAGAGCCACAAGUCUGAGGAGGUGGUUUUGUUUGUAAAGGAGAAACAUGAUGUAGUCAAGGAAGAACCUAUCAAGAAUGUGAAGUUAGUUUUUGGGCAAGACAUAAGGUUGGCGCAAGUGCCUGGUAACUGCACAUUGUUGCGAUUGAGAGAAAUUGUUGGCAAUAAAUUUCCAGGCUUAAAGGCCGUUCUGAUCAAGUAUAUGGAUAAAGAGGGGGAUUUGGUGACAAUCACUACAAAUGAGGAACUGAGAUGGGCUGAAGAAUCUGCAGAAUCACAGGGGUCUAUGAAGCUCUAUAUUGUAGAAGUUUCACCUGAUUUGGAACCUUUAUUUGAAGAGUCGAAAACCAUAUCAUGUGUGAGGACAUCAAAUAGGGAUGAUACUGGUAUCCAUGAAACUGGGAGCAUCAAAUGUGAGGAUGACAAGGCAUCUUCAGUAGCCAUUGAUGACUGGAUUGCUCAAUUUGCUCAGUUAUUGAAGGACCAUAUUGGUUUUGAAUCAGAUGGUUACAUGAACCUUCAUGAGUUAGGAAUGAACCUGUUUUCAAAGGCAAUUGAGGAGGCUGUCACAAGUGAAGAAGCACAAGAAAUUUUUGAACUUGCUGAGGUGAAGUUCCAGGAGAUGACAGCACUGGCUUUGUUUAACUGUGGAAACGUGCAUAUGUCUCAAGCAAGGAAACAGUUAUCUUUGUCAGAAAAUGCUUCAGGAGAAUCAAUACUUGUAGAGGUCAGACUUGCAUAUGAGGGGGCUCAAACUGAAUAUGCUAAAGCUGGAAGGAGUUACUAUGAAGCUCUGAAAGUUAAGCCAAACUUCUUUGAAGGUCUUAUUGCCCUUGCACUUCAACAGUUUGAGCAAGCAAAGCUUUCAUGGUCAUAUGCGAUUGGAAGCAAGGAAGAUCUAGAGAAAUGGCCUUCAUCAGAAGUUAUUGAGUUAUUCGACCAAGCCGAGGAUAACAUUGAAAAGGGAACAGAGAUAUGGGAAGAUAUGGAAGAACAACGACAGGAAAUAUCUAAGUCCGGUAGGGAGAAAACCUUGCUGCAAAAGAUGGGUUUGGGAAACUACCAUGUAGAACUCUCAACAGAUGAGAUUGCAGAACUGAACUCAAACAUGAGAUCACAAAUAAAUAUACUAUGGGGGACCAUUCUUUAUGAGCGUUCUGUUGUGGAAUUUAAAUUAGGUGUUCCAAUGUGGGAAGAUUGCCUCAUGGCAGCAGUAGAAAAAUUCAAACUGGCCGGUGCUUCACCGACUGACAUUGCUGUUAUGAUGAAAAACCAUUGUGCACAUGAGACUGCCCAAGAAGGAUUAGGAUUCAAGAUUGAUGAGAUAGUUCAAGCGUGGAAUGAGAUGUAUGAUGCAAAAAAGUGGACGAGUGGUGUUCCAUCAUUUAGACUUGAACCUUUACUUCAGCGGCGAUUGCCAAAGUUGCACCAGGAUUUGGAGUAUCUCUGAUUUGUGAUUCGCUGCCAGCAUUAGUUCAGAAUUAUAGGGCUUGUUGAGAGCACAAAAAUAUUUUUGUCCAUUGUCUGUGUUUCAUAUAGGAAUUGUUCAUCCAUUGUCGUAUGCUGUUUCACUUGCUCUUUUGGAGAAGAGUAUGUUUUCAUAGUCGUAUAGCAGACCUCUUCACAUGGAAGAAGGUCCCAGAGUCGAGUGCUAUUUGAUUCUUGUGAAGCGUAAAUUAACCUGUUUGGGGUAAGGCCUGCCCAGUUAUUAUCCAACCACUCAUUGUAUUGGUUAAGUUAGAUUUUUCUUUUUUUUUUUUCACUUUGAUUUCUUUCCUAGUGUAUUGUAUCAAGGUUUUGUCUCAGGUCUAAAGGUUUCUGUUCUUUAUAUAUUUUCGCGACCAAGUUUCUUGAUGUAAACACACAUUUUAUUCGUGUCAGUGAUGUAUGAUUUGUGUAGGCUGAUUUUGUCUCCGUUUCUAGAACAGAGGGGGAAAACACUCAUAGAACACUGAAUUAGGCUUCUUGUCAAA